Miniopterus natalensis is the source of this 1203-nucleotide messenger RNA. RefSeq names its product DDI proteasomal shuttling factor 1 (gene DDI1). Gene Ontology annotation, biological process: proteolysis. NCBI's taxonomy places the organism in Eukaryota, Metazoa, Chordata, Mammalia, Chiroptera, Miniopteridae. Gene Ontology annotation, molecular function: aspartic-type endopeptidase activity; protein binding. The record is from RefSeq and is a predicted model, not a curated record.
AUGCUGGUCACCGUGUACUGUGUGCGAGGGGACCUCUCCGAGCUAACCUUCUCCCUCCAGGUCAGCCCUGACUUCGAGCUGCACAAUUUCCGCGUCCUCUGCGAGCUGGAGUCCGGCAUCCCCGCCGCGGACACCCAGAUCGUCUACAUGGAGAGGCUCCUGGAGGACGACCGCGGCUCCCUGGGCUCCUACGGCCUCAAGGACGGCGAUGUGGUGGUUUUGCUUCAGAAGGAGAACACGGGGCCUCGGCCUUCGGGCCGGGCUUCAAGCCAGCCUCGAGUAGACUUCCCCGGGAUAGCCAUGCCCGGGCCAUCCAGCUCCAGGCACCCGCACCACCACCACCAGCAGCGCGCACCGCCGGCCCAGCAGUCCCGUGGCCUGGACUCCGGAGAGAUGACAUCUGCUCAAGGCCUGGACAGCCCUGCCUUGAUUCGAAGCAUGCUGCUCUCCAACCCCCACGACCUGUCCCUGCUCAAGGAGCGCAACCCCCCCCUGGCCGAAGCCCUGCUCAGCGGAAACCUGGAGACAUUUUCCACGGUCCUGAUGGAUCAGCGAAGGGAAAGGGCCCUGCGAGAGCAAGAGAAGCUUCGCCUCUACUCUGCGGACCCAUUUGAUUUGGAAGCUCAGGCGAGAAUCGAAGAAGAAAUCCGGCAGCGAAACAUCGAGGAGAACAUGAACAUAGCGAUGGAAGAGGCUCCCGAGAGCUUUGGCCAAGUGGCCAUGCUCUACAUCAACUGCAAAGUGAACGGACAUCCCAUGAAGGCUUUUGUUGACUCAGGCGCGCAGAUGACUAUCAUGAGCCAGGCCUGUGCUGAGAGAUGCAACAUCAUACGGCUGGUGGACCGACGGUGGGCCGGGAUUGCCAAAGGCGUGGGCACCCAGAGGAUUAUCGGCCGAGUUCAUCUAGCUCAGAUCCAGAUCGAAGGCGACUUCUUGCAGUGCUCUUUCUCUAUCCUGGCGGAGCAGCCCAUGGACAUGCUCCUAGGGCUAGAUAUGCUCAGGCGACACCAGUGUUCCAUUGACCUGAAGCAGAACGUGCUGGUGAUCGGCACCACUGGCACGCAGACCCGCUUUCUUCCCGAGGGAGAGUUACCCCCGUGUGCCAAGCUGGUAAUGGGUAAUGGGCAAGAAGAGUCUUCAGACAAAGAAGCAGCAGCUACUAUCAAACAUCCGGUCAUGGAUUCAGGACGAAAAAAGCGUUGA